AUGGCUCUUCAGUGCCUUCUGCUAAGUGUCCAUCCGGCACCACACAGUGUAGAUGGACCAUCGUAUUCCUCUUAUCCUGAGGAACCUCAGACUGUGAGGAACGGUGCCGUCCUACCAACAGAUAAGAGCUUUUCCUGUACUGAGUGCGGGAAGAGUUUCCCUUUUAAAUCCAACCUUAAUUUACAUAUAAGAUCCCACACGGGGGAGAAGCCGUAUUCCUGUCCAGAGUGCGGGAAAUGUUUUUCACAGAAGUUCUAUCUUUACACACAUCAGAGAUCUCACACCGGGGAGAAGCCCUAUACCUGUCCUGAGUGUGGGAAAUGUUUUUCAGUGAAGUCCAAUCUUGACACACAUCAGAGAUCUCACACGGGGCAGAAGCUGUAUUCCUGUCUUGAGUGCGGGAAAUGUUUUUCAGUGAAGUCCAGUCUUUACACACAUCAGAGAUGUCACACGGGGGAGAAGCCGUAUUCCUGUCCUGAGUGCGGGAAAUGUUUUUCACAGAAGUCUGAUCUUUCCAAACAUCAGAGAUCUCACACAGGCGAGAAACCGUAUUCCUGUCCUGAGUGCAGGAAAUAUUUUUCAGUGAAGUCCAAUCUUGACACACAUCAGAGAUCUCACACGGAGCAGAAGCCGUAUUCCUGUCCAGAGUGUGGGAAAUGUUUUUCACAGAAGUCCCUUCUUGACACACAUCAGAGGUCUCAUGCAGGGCAGAAGCCAUAUUCCUGUCCUGAGUGCGGGAAAUGUUUUUCACGGAAGUCCGAUCUUUCCAAACAUCAGAGAUGUCACACGGGGGAGAAACCGUAUUCCUGUCCUGAGUGCGGGAAAUGUUUUUCACAGAAGUCCCAUCUUGACACACAUCAGCGAUCUCACACAGGGCAGAAGCCAUAUUCCUGUCCUGAGUGCGGGAAAUGUUUUUCACAGAAGUCCUAUCUUUACACACAUCAGAGAUCUCAUACGGGGGAGAAGCCGCAUUCCUGUCCUGAGUGUGGGAAAUGUUUUUCAGUGAAGUCAAAUCUUAACACACAUCAGAGAUCUCACAUGGGGGAGAAGCCGUGUUCCUGUCCAGAGUGUGGGAAAUGUUUUUCACGGAAGUCCGAUCUUUCCAAACAUCAGAGAUCUCACACGGGGGAGAAGCCGUAUUCAUGUCCUGAGUGCGGGAAAUGUUUUUCUGUGAAGUCUCAUGUUUAUAGACAUCAGAUUUCCCACAUGGAGGAAAAGCCAUAUUCCUGCUCUGAGUGUGGGAAAUGUUUUUCACAGAAGUCCAAUCUUUACAGCCAUCAGAGAUUGCACACCAGAGAGGAGUCGUAUUCCUGCCCUGAAUGCGGGAAAUAUUUUUUAGACAAGUCCAGUAUUUACAGGCAUCAAAGAUCUCACACAGGGGAGAAGCCGUAUUCCUGUCCUGAGUGUGGGAAAUGUUUUUCACAGAAGUCCAAUCUUUACAGCCAUCAGAGAUUGCACACGGGGCAGAAAACGUAUUCCUGUCCUGAGUGCGGGAAAUGUUUUUCAGGAAAGUCCCAACUUUACACACAUCAGAGAUCUCACACGGGUGAGAAGCCAUAUUCUUGUCCUGAGUGCGGGAAAUGUUUUUCACGGAAGUCCCAUCUUUACACACAUCAUAGAUUACACACAGGGGAGAAGCCGUAUUCUUGUUCUGAAUGCGGUAAAUCUUUUUCAGACAAGUCUAGUCUUUACAGACAUCAGAGAUUACACACAGGGGAAAAGCCAUAUUCCUGUCCUGAGUGCGGGAAAUGUUUUUCACAGAAGUCCAGUCUUUACACACAUCAGAGAUCUCACACGGGGGAGAAGCCGUAUUCCUGUCCUGAGUGCGGGAAAUGUUUUUCAAAGAAGUCCAGUCUUUUCAAACAUCAGAAAUCUCACACAGGAGAGCAGCCAUCUCACAUGGGUGAGAAGCCGUAUUCCUGUCCUGAGUGCGGGAAAUGCUUUUCAGAUAAUUCCAAUCUUUAUAGACAUCAGAGAUCUCAUGCAGGGGAAAAGCCGUAUUCCUGUCCUGAGUGCAAGAAAUGUUUUUCAGACAAGUCUAAUCUCUACAGACAUCAGAGAUUGCACACUGGGGAAAAACACUACUCAUGUUCUGAAUGUGGGAAAUAUUUUAUGCAAAAAUUAGCACUUGUCACACAUCAGAUGCAUCACUCAGGGAUGAAGCCCUAUUCCUGUCCUGAGUGCGGGAAAUGUUUUAUAAGAAAGUACAGUCUUAACAAGCAUCAAAUAUCUCACAAGGGGGAGAAGCCAUUUUCCUGUUCUGUGUGUGGAAAAUGCUUUUCAGAGAAAUCCAGUCUUUACAGACAUCAGAGAUCUCACACAGGGGAGAAGCCGUAUUCCUGUCCUGAGUGCGGGAAAUGUUUUUCAGAUAAGUCCAAUCUUUCCAGACAUCAGAGAUCUCACACAGGGGAGAAGCCGUAUUCCUGUUCUGUGUGUGGAAAAUGUUUUACACAGACAUCCAGUCUUCACACACAUCAGAAAUCUCACACGGGGGAGAAUCCAUAUUCCUGUCCUGAGUGAGGGGAUUUUUCCUCACUGAAGUCCUG
Rana temporaria (common frog) is the source of this 2546-nucleotide messenger RNA. RefSeq names its product oocyte zinc finger protein XlCOF6-like. The record is from RefSeq and is a predicted model, not a curated record. The transcript has 4 exons. Gene Ontology annotation, biological process: regulation of transcription by RNA polymerase II. Lineage: Eukaryota; Metazoa; Chordata; Amphibia; Anura; Ranidae. Bases 1 to 2520 code for a protein of 839 amino acids. Gene Ontology annotation, molecular function: RNA polymerase II cis-regulatory region sequence-specific DNA binding; DNA-binding transcription factor activity, RNA polymerase II-specific.